UUUACCAAUUAAACCAUUACUUGAUCAGUUUUUCAGUACUGAUGAUUUAUUUCAUGUGCUGCUUAAAAAAUCUCUAAACUAGAAAAAAGAAAAAAAGAUGUCUACUAAUUAUGUAGUGAUUUAGCAAAUUGAUUUACUAAAUCAUUUAUAUAUGUUGCCUAUUUACUGUUCUAUUUUAUUUGUUUGAAUUAAACACUAUGGGUCCAGUUACUUGUAUUCUGCUGGUGGCUGGUCAUGCAUCUCGUUUGGCUUUUGACGUUCAGAAAGAUGUUUCUGGCUGCCUUUCCAGCCUACAAGGGAUUCCUAAAGCUCUACUCCCAGGACCAAAUAGAAAAACUAUUUUGGACCUCUGGUGGCAAGCUUUGAACCAGUGUGAAGACGUAUCACAAGUCAUACUUGUGACCAAUGCUGACAAGUACAAGCAUUUUGAGCGGUGGGCAAGUGCUUCAGGAUUUCCUCUGACAAACAUAGUCAAUGAUGGAUCAACCUUGCCCAGUAAAGCUCUUGGAGCUGUUGGGGAUCUGGAGCUGGUGGUCCGAACUCGUCAGCUGCUGGACUCUGACGUUUUGGUUAUUGCUGGUGACAUGAUGUUUCAGGCGGGGAAGUUGAAAAUUAAAGAUGUUGUGGAUUUUUGGCGGGAACAUCCAGAUGGGGAUGUGGCUGUGUGCUACAGCUUGCAGUCGUCUGAGCUGACCACCAGUCGAGGCAUCCUUGAAGUUGAUGACCUCUCAAAAAGAGUGACAAAAUUUUUGGAGAAGCCGCUGCCAACCGCUACAAGUUCUCGUUUCGGAAGCGUGGUAUUUUAUGGCUUCAGAGGAGCAACUUUGCAGCAGCUGCAGCCUUAUUUGAAAAGCAAUGUUUCUCAACAUUACCGCACUAUGGGCAGCUUCAUUGGCUACAUUGUGAAUGAGCUGAAGCUGCCAAUGUACGGCUACCUAGUGAGCUCAGACUUCCAGUUGAUCGGGGACGUAUCACUUCAAGACUACCUGAGUUGGCUGCGACUGUACACCAACAACGCUCCCCUCACAACCUUCACUCCCAACAGAGGCUUCAAGGCCAGAGCUUUUGCAAGAGUUGGCAUCGUUGGCAACCCUUCUGAUGGCUUCUAUGGUAAAACCAUCGCCAUGACCAUAGGCAACUUUUGGUCUGAUGUUACGAUAGAGGAGAGCCCUACUUUGCGACUCCUGCCACAUCCACUCAAUGAUCCUACAGAAUUUGGCUCGCUAAACGACCUGCAUGGCAUCAGUACAAGGGAAGGAUACUUGGGUGGCCUGCGACUGCUGCAGGCGACUUGCAAAAUGUUCUUGCAUUACUGCACGCAACACAACAUCGUCUUGAGCGGUCGCAACUUCACUCUGAGCUACGACACCAACAUCCCCCGGCAGGUCGGGCUUGCAGGAAGCUCUGCCAUCGUCACGGCUGCCCUGCACGCGCUCAUGGCCUUCUAUGAGAUCUCGGACGACCAGCUGCCCAAGACCUUACGUCCGCAGCUCGUGCUCGACGUCGAGAAGCAGGAACUGAGCAUCAAUGCUGGUCUCCAGGAUCGUGUUGUUCAGGUGUACCAAGGCUUAGUGUACAUGGACUUUUCCCACGAAAUCCUGAAAAGACAAGGGCACGGCCACUACAAACACAUCACGCUGCCUGAGGGCACCAAAUUGCCAUCCUUCUUCCUCGCCUACAGGCCUGACCCUUCUGACUCUGGCAAGAUACAUUCGGACGUGCGAGAACGCUUCGACAAAGGUGACGCUCUUGUACAAGAGGGAAUGUCGCAGCUUGCGAGCAUCACUGACAUGGCGCUCGCCGCCAUCAUGCGGGCUGACUGGCACAGCCUGGGUGGCUUGAUGCGCCAAAACUUUGGUAUUCGGAAGCGACUGUACGGACGCGAGGCUCUCGGUGAGCAGAACCUGCGCAUGGUGGAGGUCGGGGAGGCGGCUGGGGCGAGUGUCAAGUUCCCCGGGAGCGGAGGAGCCGUGCUUGGUCUCGUCUCCCCCAACACUGAUAUGGACUCCCUGCGAUGUCAGUACCAGUCGGAGGGCUGCGUUGUUGUCGACGUCAUCCCUCAACUCGACUCCAGCCGUACUCUUCUCCCCCUUUAAUGAGGACUGUCAUGCAUUCACUACAUGCAAUUGACGGCAAUCUGACAACGAAUAUCAGACUCCAGCAAUAUUUAUUGCACUUUAAUGAGUAACGUAUCAGAUUUGCAUACGAUUAAAAUAUCGCUUCGAAAUUCCCAUGAUCGCUCUUGUUUAUUAUGAGGAAUGUUUGAACACCAAACAACUUGUGUACGUCCGCGGGUGUGGUGAAAUAUGUUACGUGCCAACAAAAAGAAUAAUCAUGAUCUUUAUAAGAAUAAUCAUGA
Hyalella azteca is the source of this 2359-nucleotide messenger RNA. Its product is annotated as probable glucuronokinase 2. NCBI's taxonomy places the organism in Eukaryota, Metazoa, Arthropoda, Malacostraca, Amphipoda, Hyalellidae. Gene Ontology annotation, molecular function: ATP binding; glucuronokinase activity. The record is from RefSeq and is a predicted model, not a curated record. Gene Ontology annotation, biological process: biosynthetic process. Bases 198 to 2096 code for a protein of 632 amino acids. The transcript has 14 exons.